GUUUUUGAACGACUUUUAGCGACUUAACCUCGUUUUAUUUUCGGCAUUUAAAAGUAAACUAAGAAAGUAGUGUUAGGUGUGAGUGGUUCCUUUUUAAGCAAAACACAUUUUACGUAAUGACUUGGUUUCGAUGGUGGCACAAGCACGCCAGAAUUUGGUUUAGUCCAAAGUCACCAGAGCAAGCUACAAAAUGGACAAAAAAACUAUCAGCAAUUUACGUUUUCUUCGCUUGGAAUGCUUUGGGCUUAUUAUACUUCAAAUACCAAUCAGAAGGCAAAAAAUUACAAUUAACACCUGAGCAACGGACAGGACUUAGUAAAGGUCAACAAGAAGCUUUAGAACGAGGAGACCAGAAAGCAAAAAUUAUAAGAAUAGAUGGCUUUAAUAUUUCAGUACUUGAUCCACCGGUUACCAAACUUGAGACAGGGCUCAAUAAAGAAACACUAAAGAAUUAAACGUGAACCUAGAAACUAAAUAAUGUGGAUAAUAAGUUAAAAGUUUAUAGACCUAACAGGAAAGAUUAUGGCUAUUCAAACUACUGAAGUAUAUACCUCUAAAUCAGAUCAAGGUGGAAAAAUACCUGCAUUUUUAGACAAACUUACAAUAUCAAUGUUAACAUGAUUUGGAGUUUUAAAUUUAAAUAUAAUAAAUGUUACGAAAUUGAAUGUAUCAACGGAAACAUCGUCAUAUGUAUUAUCUAAUAUUAAUCUAAUUAUAUUCGGAGAGUUAUGUA
Molecule: messenger RNA, 733 nt
Organism: Dendroctonus ponderosae (mountain pine beetle)
Lineage: Eukaryota; Metazoa; Arthropoda; Insecta; Coleoptera; Curculionidae
Exons: 2
Coding region: 117-455 (112 amino acids)
Source: RefSeq, a predicted model, not a curated record